Messenger RNA from Phytophthora sojae, 291 nucleotides. RefSeq lists its product as hypothetical. Gene Ontology annotation, molecular function: phosphatidylinositol binding. NCBI's taxonomy places the organism in Eukaryota, Oomycota, Peronosporomycetes, Peronosporales, Peronosporaceae. The record is from RefSeq and is a predicted model, not a curated record. The coding region runs from base 1 to 291 and encodes 96 amino acids. The transcript has a single exon.
AUGUAUCACAUCUACACUUUCAACAGCGCGACCGGCGAGCGAUCCAUGUCGAUCCCCAAGCGCUACUCGGAGUUCAAGCUGCUGGACGAGCAGCUCCGAGCUCUCAACGUUCCGGCUGCGCACGACCUGCCGGCGCUGCCCAAGCCCAGCGUGGGCAGCUUCCUGCGGGGCCGCCGCAGCAAGAAGACCAUCGAGUUGCGCGAGAAGGCGUUCGGCGACUUCCUGCACUACGUCACGCAGCACGAGGAGCUGCGCGAGUGCGCCGUCUUCCAGCAGUUCAUCGCCAACUAA